AGGGAAGACGACAGGGGAAUCAGAGACCGGUGACUCUGGCAAAAGAAGCUGCUGGAGCAAGAGAGAGCAAACGGCGCAGUGGCCAGGAUCGAGCCAGGGGGCAGCGUAUUACAGCCACAACGAAGCGUGGAGACCAGCUGAAACCUGGACACACACAGACAUGAUGUACAGGGACACACAGCUGAGAGAGGAAGGACAGUCACACACACACACUGCAAGAUUCAGCACAUAGACAUUACUACUAGGUACACGAUAUUUCAUUUUCUUGGCCGGGGAUGGUGAUUGCUGGAGAGGAAAACUUCUGGAGAGGAGAUUCGCUUCUAAGCAGGACUAGUGUUUCUGCUAACUUUACCAUUUUUUCCUUUUUCUGUUUUUUGGAGUUGGGGGUUUAAACCUUCUAUCUGAGCACAACACAAACUAACCUCUCUUCCUAGUUGCAGAAAAUGAGAGCAUUGUUUGUGAUCAAUAAGAUGCCUCCUCCUGAUUCAGUCUGAGCAGGAAGUGGAUUACGGCGGCAAUAUUUUUGGGGAUUUCUCUACCGUGUGAAAAGAAAGAAAAAAGAAAACAGAAAUUCAUCCCUGACUGCUGGAUUUACGGCAAUCGGAGAAGGAGAGGAUCCUGUGCGUUUUCUCCCCUCUCCCCCUGUGGAUUACAGAUGGGCUUCGUGAUCUCCCCGUGCAUUCUCAUGGAUGAUCGCUCGCUGCCAGUCAUUAGGAUAAAGUACAAAGAGGGACACAAGUGAGUAUUCAGCUGGAUUCUUAUCUCUGAGGCUUAAGCCUGUAUGAAUACGACGGUGCAGAGAGUGUUAUGAGAGCACAUCGCCGCAACUUUUUCCUCUUUUUGAUAACAGAAAUUGGAACUCGUUGAAUAAACUGCUCAGUGAAUGCUUAUCAGGUUGUGAAAGGCAGACACCUCCUGGGAUUUAUUCGUUUUUUUGCACAAGUGAACCUGUAUGUUUACAGACCAUUUGCCAAUUAACAUCAUUUACUAAAUGAGGGGUACUGUCUACCGGGCAGGUGGCUUAGGCACAAGCGCAGAUUGAUAGAAGUGAUCUGUGAGAAUCCUAUUAAUGCAUCCUGGAUUCUGGCCAAGACAGAAGCAAUGGAGGGGAAAACCACUGUCUAGCAGCACAAUCUGAUCUGCCUCCUCACUGGACAAACCGACUACCCGUUGAGCUGCCCUCCUCAACAACACUCCUCCUUCUCCUCCUCCUCCCCCCAUCAGCCAAGCAAGGAUGGUACCCCCACCUCCCACCAACAAGCCCCACGUGUGCCUCUCCACCAUUCUGAUCAUGAGCAGCAUGGCGCUGAUUGACGCCUACCUGGUGGAGCAGAACCACGGACCACGCAGGAUUGGCAUAUGCAUCAUGGUGAUGGUGGGAGACAUCUGCUUCCUCAUCGUGCUGCGUUACGUAGCGGUGUGGGUGGGUGCUGAGGUGCGCACGUCUAAGCGAGGCUACGCCAUGAUCCUGUGGUUCCUUUACAUCUUCGUGCUGGAGAUCAAGGUCUACUUCGUGUAUCAAAACUACAAGGCGGACAGGAAGAGCUUGGACGCCCUCGCGAGGAAGGCGCUAACACUUCUGCUGUCCAUCUGCAUUCCGGUGCUGUUCGUGGUGCUGGUGGCUAUCGACCACAUGGAGUACGUGCGCGCCUUCAAGAAGCGCGAGGAGAUACGCAACCGUCUCUUCUGGGUGGUGGUGGACUUGCUGGACGUACUGGACAUCCAGGCCAACCUGUGGGAGCCCCAGAAAAAGGGUCUCCCUCUGUGGGCGGAGGGCCUGAUGUUCUUCUACUGCUACAUCCUCCUGCUCGUGCUGCCCUGCGUGUCCUUGAGCGAGAUCAGCAUGCAGGGCAUCAACAUCGUGCCCCACAAGAUGCUCCUGUACCCAAUCCUCAGCUUGGUGACCAUCAACGUCAUCACACUCUUCAUCCGCGGGGGGAACAUGAUUCUGUACCGGGACGCCAGGGUGUCGGGGAUCCUGAUGGGGAAGAACGUCCUGGCCAUCAUCAUAAAGACCUGCAGCUUUGUGCAGUACAGGAGACAGUUGCAGAGCGCUCCUCCCGCCUUCGGGGUCGAGCUGCAGAAAAACUCUGUGGCCCACGCUAGGCCCGCCCCCACCCCCCCUCAAGUGGUCAUGCAGGACCAGACACCCCUCCCCGAGGUGACGACGUGCGAACACACAUGACAGAGGGGCGAGCAGAAUCCUGGAGACGUCAAUGUGAAUACGUUUGACCCUCAGGACGCUGCCAGGGCACAAUGUUCCACAGCUUCAGGGCAUGGGAACUGUCGUGUGGACACACAGGAGAUCUUCACCUCUGCUGCUUCAUGGCCCACAGGACACUGCAGACACUUAGAGCAGAAGACAGGGCAGUGCUAUAUCCAAAGCAGUCAUGGUGCAACAAACAGUAUCCCUUGUGAGUUUGGUAAAGCUUUCAGUGAAUUCAGUUAACUGUGUAUUUUUUCUAACUGUACAAAUGAGAAAAAAUGCCACUACUGCAAGAUCAGAGGAUAUAUUUUCGAAUUGUGUGUUGUUCUAAUCUUGACUUUAAGGGUCCGUGUGCUGUGGUGUGUUUUUUCUGUUGCUCGAAUGUUCUUAGUAGUCCGAGGCUUUAACGUGACAAAGUCAGAAGGUGCAACCAAUGAGAGCAUCAACGUAAUUAAAAUGAUAACAGCAGUUCAAGCUUUCUCUUGAAAGAUGUGUGUUUUAUAUGUGAUUCUUUGAUAAAGUAUUGUGUACAAGAUAAAGGCUUUAUUGGUCUUUC
Molecule: messenger RNA, 2762 nt
Organism: Platichthys flesus (European flounder)
Lineage: Eukaryota; Metazoa; Chordata; Actinopteri; Pleuronectiformes; Pleuronectidae
Product: transmembrane protein 121
Exons: 1
Coding region: 1235-2185 (316 amino acids)
Source: RefSeq, a predicted model, not a curated record